AUGGAAGUCGACGGAUAUAAUGAUAGCAACCGCGCCUUUCUCCAAGCGUUCAUGGCACGCUCAACCAUGACCUUUGAAGAAGCUCAGCCCGUGCUAGCAGCGAUCCUCUCGGCCCAUCAAGGAGGAUCCGUCGACCCCGAGCACAUCACCCAAGAAGACCUGAGCGCCUUCGUCGACGCCGCGAACUCGGCCAUCUCCCCCUUCGAUUUGGAAAUCAGAACAUCCCGCCGGCAAGACCCGAAGGAAACACACCAAGAUGCCACGCAUACGGCCCCCGUCCUGGUCUACGCACUUGUCAACACGACAAGUGAUCCUCUAACCCAGCUCGCGACAACCUACUCAGCCGAUGAAAUCGCAUUCGUCAAGCGAGUCCUCGACUUCAUGUUCGACACGAAUAACACACGCCGAUGCGAGGGGAUGACUAUCACGUCUAUGCAAGCUGUUCAACUUGCAAAAGUGGGCGGAGACCGACGGGGAUCUACGAAUGUCGACACACAGCAGGGUGAAGGUGGUGCAGCGCAGAACUUGACCAUGCAGCAGGCGCAGGAUAUGAUCAAGGCUUUGAUGCAGGAAGGGUGGUUGGAGAAGAGUCGGAAGGGCUACUUCAGUUUGAGUCCGCGCGCACUGAUGGAGUUGCGGGGUUGGUUGGUGUCUAUGUAUAAUGAGGAAGAGGAUGGGCGGGUAGCGCAUCGGAUCAAGUUCUGCGCUGCUUGCAAGGAUAUUAUUACAGUGGGCCAACGCUGUGACGAUCGUGACUGCUUGGGUCGCCUCCAUGACCACUGCGUGCGCAAUUUCUUCCGCAUGCAAAAAGCUGAGAAAUGUCCCGUGUGCAAAGAGGACUGGUCUGGAGAAAAGUUUGUGGGUGAGAGAGCUGUGGAGGAGGCGAGCCGGCCAAGGCCGAGUAGGAAUUUGCGACAGGAGACUGAGGCCACUCCGGACCUACCAGACGGUGAUGCUGGUGCUUCUGGGGACAGCGAAGAAGAACAAGGGUGA
Penicillium daleae is the source of this 993-nucleotide messenger RNA. RefSeq names its product non-structural maintenance of chromosomes element 1 family protein. Bases 1 to 993 code for a protein of 330 amino acids. The record is from RefSeq and is a predicted model, not a curated record. Gene Ontology annotation, cellular component: nucleus; Smc5-Smc6 complex. NCBI's taxonomy places the organism in Eukaryota, Fungi, Ascomycota, Eurotiomycetes, Eurotiales, Aspergillaceae. Gene Ontology annotation, biological process: double-strand break repair via homologous recombination; DNA damage tolerance. The transcript has 3 exons. Gene Ontology annotation, molecular function: ubiquitin-protein transferase activity.